This is a messenger RNA of Pecten maximus, 5892 nucleotides long. Its product is annotated as ETS-related transcription factor Elf-3-like. The coding region runs from base 205 to 1731 and encodes 508 amino acids. The record is from RefSeq and is a predicted model, not a curated record. Gene Ontology annotation, biological process: regulation of transcription by RNA polymerase II; cell differentiation. Gene Ontology annotation, cellular component: nucleus. NCBI's taxonomy places the organism in Eukaryota, Metazoa, Mollusca, Bivalvia, Pectinida, Pectinidae. Gene Ontology annotation, molecular function: sequence-specific DNA binding; DNA-binding transcription factor activity, RNA polymerase II-specific. The transcript is spliced from 9 exons.
AAUCAAAUCCGCUCUAAUUCUUGUUAGCUAUGUUAGCUGUACCACGUGACCAUAGUAAUACUCUACUCAAUGUACGAUCAGAACCGGGAGGGAUGUUAACAAUACCUACGGAUUUACGUUAACCUCACUAAAAAUGAAGACGGACAUAUAGCAGGAAAUUACGUGGAUUUCCGGCUUGAACACGUGAAGCAGAUAAACAAUACCAUGCCUUCCGCCAGUCCCUCACAAUACAUAUGCAGCCUUAUCGAGGAAAUGGACCACACCGUUCUUCAGCCCCCUUUUCUAAUGGACGAGUCAACAGAUACCCAAAGCGACUGCCGUCGUAGUGGGUACCCACAGAAUGCUCUGGAUAUUGAGGAAAUUUUAUGUGAUUAUAACACCGAGUCGGAGUUGUCGAGACAAGGAAACUGCUAUGAAAACUCUACAGGAAGUACUUCUAAUUUCCAUUCAUGGAACUAUUCUCAACUUCCUCAACGAAAUAUCAAUAUCACAAACUGUGCUCCUAAUGUUAAUGUGACGAGCACACAUGCAAACUAUGGAAACAGUGGAUAUGGACCGGUUCUUGAUUCAUCAAAGCAGGACACGAAUUGUUGUUUGAACUAUCAGAAUAAAUGCUUCCACUUUGACAGAAAUCCCGCUAGUGCUUCACAACUUUGUUCUCAUUACGACCAACGGCUGCAGACCAGCGACCACAAAAUAGAACAAGAAUGUUCAUCUUGGAAGGGAAAAUCUCCGGAAAGUUGGAAUGCGAAGCAGGUGCUGGAUUGGAUAUUUGACGUUGCAGAGAAACAGCAGUUAGAUUGCUCGUUACUGCACGCAGAAAACUUCCGAGGAGUAUCGGGAGGGGACCUGUGUAAAAUGGGAAUAGACGAAUUUCUGCAAUUAGAGCCAAACUUUGGCGGGCUUUUCUAUGAUCUUUUUAGGAAACUGCACGAUGGAAUGGGUUAUAAACCACGUAUGGACACGAGUACGCCUAUGACAGACGGAACAGACGAUUCUUGUUCAUCCCCUCUUAGUCUUUCUUCCUCCCCUCCUCACUUCCAAAUGGAAAGCGGGUCACGGAGUUAUGACAAUCUACAAGAUUAUCAGCCGUGUAAUGACCUUGGGAAGCUGGAAAGACAAGAAAGUAUGUUUUAUGAGCAUCAACAGCAACAUCAACAGCAUCAGCAACAGCAGCCCUAUACCUGCCCUAGAUUACCGCUUCCUCAUCAUAUGCAGGCGCGGCAUUCGUUUCCCGGAGCUACACCUCCGAUGUGUAACAUGAAUGAACGGCAGUGUAUGUACCAGCCAUACUGUCCUACAACCCAAGGGGUCAACCAGUGCACUAUGCCUUGCGAACUGACAUCAACGCCGAUUCCGAGACGGCGGCCAGGGAGACCAAGGAUCAAAAGUCUGCCUACUGAUGAGGAAGCACAGAAAGAGAAGAAAGCCAAGAAUCAGCAUCUGUGGGAAUUCAUUUACGAGAUUCUGAUGAACCCGCUGUACAACCCACAGUAUUUACGCUGGGAGAACCACAGGGAAGGCGUUUUCCGCUUCGUCCAAUCAGAGGCCGUGGCACAAUUAUGGGGCAGUUUGAAAAACAACGAAAACAUGACAUACGAGAAAUUGAGUAGGGCAAUGAGGCACUACUACAAGCGAGGUAUUCUGGAGAGAGUGGAAGGACGUAGACUGGUAUAUAAGUUUACGAGUUUGGCAAUGGAACGUGUCCGAGAGAAGAAACUACCUGUAUAGCCUGUUCGUCUAACAUCAUGUCACAAUUUCCGGAAACCUUGCCAUCGAAUGUGUCCGAGAGAGGACACUGCCGGUAGUGUAGGUGAUAUCUGUCUCACACAGAAUGUCACAACUUCUGGACGUGUCUUUUUCAGUUAUAUGGAGGAGAAUAUCUUAUUUGAAAAUAAGUUAGUUAGAUAUUCAUAUAUCUAAUGGAGUAAUUAAUAAUUGGAAGUUUCUGGAUUUCAAUAGGUCAUUUAUAAUUGUGAGAAUUCAACAGGUCAAAUAUUAUUGUGAGAGAAUUCAAUAGGUCAUAUAUAAUUGCUUUCCUUCUCAAUCCACCUAUUUUUGUGAUAUUAUAAUAUCUACCCCAAUACAAUUUUAUUUAUUAAAUGCUGAAAUACGGCCAUAUAGUGGUAUAUAUAAUAGAACCAGAGUAAAACAAGAAAAAGAGUUAUUGAUAUGCAUUUUCCUACAAAGAUUUAAAAGUACUAUAUGGAAAAAUGUCAAAAUGUUGACUUUAAAUAUUGACUCGUCAAGUUUCAAUUAUAAACCUAUUUUUCGAUGACAGUCAGACAGUGUCAUGAAAUGUCACGCAAUAGAUCAGCUGAAUAUAUAUCAAGACUGGAUAUCUACGUAUGCCUACAUCUGGUAACACUGAUAAAAAAAAAGGAUUAACUACAUUUGUACAUGUCUAAAUCUGCUGAUAUAAAAGGGUUAACUAGAUGUCUAAAUCUGCUGAUAUAAAAGGGUUAACUAAAUGUCUAAAUCUGCUGUAAAAAGGGUUAACUAGAUAUAUUAAUUCACUGAUUAAAAAAAAGUUAACUAAAUAUCAAAAUCCAAUGAUACAAAAUGGUUAUCUUAAUUUCUAGAUUCACUGAUACAAAAUGGUUAACUAACUGUCUAAAUCCACCAAUACAAAUGGUUAAAUAAAUUUUCAAAUCCACUGAUACAAAAGGGUUAGCAAAUUUCUAAAUCCACUGAUACAAAAUGGUUAACUUACUGUCUAAAUCCACCAAUACAAAAUGGUUAGCUAAAUUUCUAAAUCAACUCAUACAAAAGGAUUUGCUAAAUUUCUGAAUUCCACCAAUACAAAAUGGUUAGCUCAAUUUCUAAAUCCGCUGAUACAAAGUGGUUAACUAUAUUUCUAAAUCCACCAAUACAAAGUGGUUAACUAAAUGUCUAUAUCCACCGAUAAAAAAAGGGGUUUGUGAAUUUUUAAAUCCACUGAUACAAAAUGGUUCACUCAAUUUCUAAAUCCACUUAUAAGAAAGGGUUUACUGAGUUUACUAAAUAUCUAAAUCAACUGACACAAAAUGGUUAACAAUAUUUCUAAAUCCACUGAUACAAAAGAAUUAACUAAAAGUCUAAAUGUGCCGAUGCCGUUGGUAAACUAUAUAUCGAAAUAUGUUGGGUAGUAUGUAUGUAAGGUACAUUAAUAUAUCGAAGCAGCAGGUCUGCCUGAUAUAGAAAUAUGAUGGGUAUCUAACCCUCUCUUUUUUCACAAUAUUCAUAUAUUUUAUUAACCAUUUACCGAUUGUUUGUAUAUAGUUAUCUUUCAAUGUUGUAAAUAGUACCCAAAUUGGGGAUUAUGAAAGUCGAGAAAUUGUAAACUUUAAGAAUGUUUAUUCAGUAUUGUAUGAAAUCAGCGAUGAUGGAGAAACAUUUGGUGUGAUGGUAUGUGUUAUAAUAGUACGUCUUAUGCGUGAAAUGAUCUCUGUUUAAAACUGUGUACUUACAUAUUCAAUCUAAUCAAAAUAUAGAUGCUCAUUCUCACUACGUUACAUGAGCAUCUAACGACAUCGCAUAAGGGGUCACAUCAGGUUGACCUUUUGGAUUAACCAAACAAAUUACUACUUACAGAAUUUCCUAUGUGCGAAAUAACAAGACUAACGUGCAUAGCUUGGAUAAUCUGUAAAUCUGUUUCAAGUCAUUUCGUCCAACGAAGCAUAUAGCUAGCUUGAAGUACAGACAUGUUGUACUGAAAUGGUUAGCUUCAGGUACAUGAUGUCGAAAAAUUGACAGUUCUACAUGAAGUGAAAUAUUGAGAUAACAAAGGUGACCAUUAUGCGAUGUCGUUAGAUGUUCAUGUAACGUAGUGAGAAUGACCAUCUAGAUUCUAAUUAGAUCGUUAAAUAUUUUACAUUCCAUGAACGAUUUACUAGUAAUUACACGUACAUUGCUCAUCGUUUUAAUGUGACUUGUUUUUGAGACAUUGAAUGGAAAUGACUAUAUAUACUGUAUAGUGUUAAUUGAACUUAUAAAUAAUUUAUUAAUGAGUGUUGAUUCUCUAUGUGAUAGGGUAACUCAAUGUUAUACAUGUUGGUAUGGUUCGUCUAAUGUCAUUAUCAAAUGACACUAAACUCUCACUUCUGACACCACUGUGUUGUUCAAACGGAUUUUCCUAUGAAGACAAAUUGUUAUAUAUCACUCUAUUUUCACUUGUAGCGCAUUUGAGGAAUACUGCCUUUAUUUUCUAUUCGGGUUAAGAUUUGUAGUUAAGAGGACCCAUUGAAUCAUAGUGCUUGACAAAGAGAAUCCCAAACAAUCGCGAAAACAAACAAUGUUCAGGGUGAUUUACGGUAAUAUGUUUUUUGAAGUGAAAACUUAUUUAGAAGCUAAAACAAAACUAAAGUUUCAUUUUGCUCUAUAAGUAUUCAAAGACAAUAAAAUGGAUUUUGUGAAAUACAAAUAUAUACAUAAUAUUUUAUUUUCUAUAUGACUGUGGCCGAUAAUGAUUCGCUAGUAAUUCGAAAGUAUAGCUUUCUGGGAUUUGACCGAUUUCUUGUGUUUUUAAAGUUAGAUGCUAACAUAUAAAUUGUUUUAACAAACCGAGGAUACAUUCUGCAUACCUAUGGUUAAGGGAAUUUAACAGUGAAUAUCAAAUUUGAAUGCGUACAUAUUGCCAGUCAUGUAACUGUUUACAACAUUAUAGAAAUCACCAGGAACUCCACGAAAGUGACUCGCGCCACAUGAUCUCGAACGUGAUGAGGCAGUUUUUCAUUUGUAUCAAGGGAACUAUUUAUUAAAAAUAACGUUACAUGUUAUGUAGUUAAUGUUUAUACUGAAAGGGAAUCGUUUCUUUAAUAUAUAAAUCUAAAUGGUUGAAAUAUUUUCUUUUAGUUUCAUUAAUACUUUUGAUAGACUACACCAACCGUUUGUUUUUCUUACAUCCGGAGCGUUUGGAAGUAAAACGUUUACCUGCGACCAAAAUGUAAAUAUUCAUACGCCUUACAUCCAAGAUGAUAAGUGAAACACGUUCGAGGGGUUCCGACUGUACAUCACAAAUAAUAUAUUAAAAUACUACUGUGGCGUAUGUACACUGUGUAAAUAUUUAUUGCUGAAAUAUCUUCUUUUUUUUUUUUUUUUUUAAAUAUCUUAUCAUUCCAUUUUAUCUCAUAAGUAAAAACAUUUCACACAAAUUGCGACCAUAGCGACAAAUUAUUGUGACAUAGAUUGUUGUAGAAGUCGUUAUGAUUGAUUUUUUUAGAUUCAGGUGACCUCGUCUGUUAUAAUAUUCAUCGGGUAACGUAUAUUCUAGAAUCUCAACAAUAUGUUUAGAAAAAGUUAUAUAUUUCCGAAAGCAAUAGGGUAAUUUUUUCUUUCAAUUAAAUGCUGAGUAUAUUUUGUAUUUCCCCAAUGUGUUUAGUUGCCGUUUUACUGCCGUUAGCGUGAUAUUAUGUAAAACGUAAACAAUUUGAUAUUGUGUUCAGGGUACUAAAUCUCAAUUAAACACGAGUAUUGAAGCUGUAGUGUAGCAAACGUUACUAGGGAGCUGCCCUGUGAUGUUCAACUUAAGGAAAGCUUUCUUUCCUGGUCAUAUCUCUCCUGUGGUCAUGUAAAUAUAUACAAGAUUAUUGUUGAUAACGCCUUUUCAAUCUUUAACAUGCCUUUUCAUGUUUCCGUGGUCUAUGUUUAGUGCUGAUCAAUGACUCAAAGGUUUUUGUGCAAAAUGUUUAAAAACAAUGUGCUGCCAAUUGUUCCCUCACCGUAGCAGUGCUAACAUGACACUCUCGCCGGGGAAUAAACUAGAUUUAACAGUCACAAUGAUACAGGAGAGGUCAUGAUUAUUUUUCAGAAAAUAAUAAAUUGAUUCCUAGUUAUAUAUUUUAUAUAUUCUUAUUAAGACAUUCUGUUGUUGUUGACUGUAUGAUGCAAUGAAAAUAAAGGAUUUAAAUAUGA